Molecule: messenger RNA, 573 nt
Organism: Teleopsis dalmanni
Lineage: Eukaryota; Metazoa; Arthropoda; Insecta; Diptera; Diopsidae
Product: calphotin-like
Exons: 2
Coding region: 1-573 (190 amino acids)
Source: RefSeq, a predicted model, not a curated record
AUGUUCAAAUUCGUAGUUGUCAUAUUUGCUGUCAUUGCCUGUGUUGCUGCUAAGCCUGGUUUGAUUAGUGCUCCAUUAGCUUACACUGCACCCGCUGCUGUUGUAGCUGCUCCAGCACCUUUUGUCACUGCCACAAGUAGUCAAGUUGUUGCCAGAAACUUUAAUGGAAUCGUUGCUGCACCAAUUGUCGCCGCUGCUCCAGUUGCUGCUCCAUUAGCUGUUGCACCAUUAGCUGCUGCCCCCUUAGUAUCUACGCCAGUUGUGAAAACUGUUGCACCUGUAACUGUUCCCUUAGCUGCUGCUACUCCAUUAGCUGCUGCCCCAUUAGUGUCUACUCCAGUUGUGAAAACUGUUGCACCUGUAGCUGUUCCCUUAGCUGCUGCUACUCCAUUGGCUGCUGCUCCUGUUGCAAAAGCCGUUGCACCAGUAGCUUACUCUGUUCCUUUGGCCUACUCUGCUCCUUUAGCUUAUUCUGCUCCUCUUAUUCGUGCUUCAUAUACAGGAGUGCCAUUGUCUUAUAGUGCACCAUUAUCUUACUCUGCUCAACUUGCCGCUACCUCAGUUCUAUUGUAA